Molecule: messenger RNA, 2025 nt
Organism: Mercurialis annua (annual mercury)
Lineage: Eukaryota; Viridiplantae; Streptophyta; Magnoliopsida; Malpighiales; Euphorbiaceae
Product: 4-coumarate--CoA ligase 2
Exons: 6
Coding region: 215-1918 (567 amino acids)
Molecular function (GO): 4-coumarate-CoA ligase activity
Source: RefSeq, a predicted model, not a curated record
GAUUGGCAUGCUAUAACACUUCCCUUCUUCUUAUAAUCUACCUACCUUUCUCCUCUUCUCUCACCCACACUUUCAACCUACCCCUCUUCCCCCUUUUUCUUUAUUAUUUAUAUCAAUCUAUACUUUUAAUAUUAUUCCCUAUUUUUUAAUAUACUAAACACAUACACACACAAAAAAAAGAAAAAAAAAUUAGCUCCUCCUUAGUUCAAGAAACAUGAUCUCCUUAGCUUCAUCACCCGAACCACCAAAACAAGAACUCUCUUCUUCUCAAAAACAAACUCCGUCCUCACCGGAAACUCAUAUUUUCCGCUCUAAAUUGCCUGACAUUUCCAUUUCUAACCACCUUCCUCUCCACACUUAUUGCUUUGAAAAUCUCUCAAGUUUAUCGGACAGACCAUGUCUGAUCUCAGGUUCAACCGGCAAAACCUACUCGUUUUCAGAAACCUAUCUCAUUUCUCAAAAAACCGCUGCCGGAUUAGCCAAAUUAGGUAUCAAGAAAGGCGACGUGAUCAUGAUCCUCCUUCAAAACUGCCCGGAAUUUGUCUUCUCUUUCAUGGGAGCCUCCAUGAUCGGUGCAGUUACUACCACCGCUAAUCCAUUUUAUACCUCUAAUGAAAUUUUCAAGCAGUUAAAUUCUUCCCGCGCUAAACUUAUUAUUACGCAGUCUCUUUACGUAGACAAACUAAGAGAAACCGCCGAAAACCAACCGAAAAUCGGCGAAGAUUUUAGGGUUAUCACCGUCGAUGAGCCGCCGGAAAACUGUCUGCAUUUCACUGUAUUGUCUGAGGCAAAUGAGGCGGAGAUUCCGAAUGUAUUAAUCGAUAUCGACGAUCCGGUAGCGUUACCGUUCUCUUCAGGAACUACAGGGUUACCUAAGGGUGUGAUUUUAACGCACAAAAGCUUGAUUACAAGCGUAGCUCAGCAAGUUGACGGCGAAAAUCCGAACUUAUAUAUAAAAGAAGAGGACGUUGUGCUAUGUGUUUUGCCUCUGUUUCAUAUCUAUUCGUUGAACAGUGUGCUGCUGUGUUCGUUGAGAGGUGGCGCCGCCGUGUUGUUGAUGCAUAAAUUUGAGAUCGGGGCAUUGUUAGAGCUGAUUCAGAAGCAUAAAGUGUCGGUAGCUGCGGUGGUUCCGCCGCUGGUUUUGGCGUUGGCUAAGAAUCCGCUGGUGGCGGAGUUUGACCUGAGUUCUAUUAGGGUGGUGUUGUCUGGAGCGGCGCCGCUUGGGAAGGAGCUGGAGGAUGCUCUCCGGAGUCGAGUGCCUCAGGCUAUUUUAGGACAGGGAUAUGGAAUGACAGAGGCAGGGCCAGUGCUAUCAAUGUCCUUAGGGUUUGCAAAACAACCAUUACCAACCAAGUCAGGAUCAUGUGGCACAGUGGUCCGAAAUGCCGAGCUCAAGGUCAUCGACCCUGAAACCGGUUCCUCCCUUGGAUUCAACCAGCCCGGCGAAAUCUGCAUAAGAGGACAGCAAAUUAUGAAAGGAUAUCUGAAUGACCCCGAAGCCACUGCAAACACCAUAGAUGUGGAAGGCUGGCUGCAUACUGGAGACAUUGGUUAUGUUGACGAUGAUAAUGAGAUUUUCAUCGUUGACAGAGUUAAGGAAAUCAUCAAAUUCAAAGGCUUCCAGGUGCCACCAGCAGAGCUCGAGGCGCUCCUUUUAAGUCACCCAUCAAUUGCAGAUGCAGCUGUCGUCCCGCAAAAAGACGAAGGUGCUGGUGAAGUUCCGGUUGCAUUUGUGGUUCGAUCAAACGGGUUUGAACUCAGUGAAGAAGCUGUUAAAGAAUACAUAUCAAAACAGGUGGUAUUCUACAAGAAAUUACACAAAGUGUAUUUUGUUCAUGCAAUUCCAAAGUCUCCCUCUGGAAAGAUAUUAAGAAAAGAUCUAAGAGCUAAGCUAGCCACAGCCUCUAUGUUGUCUUAAGAUUUUUCAGAUGAAUUUCUUCUUAUUAUGUAAGCAUUGUACUCUGUGUUCAAUUGGUAUUAACUUGUGCAUCAAUUCAUGAAAUUUCUGAAUUUUUCUCCUUUUCA